This is a messenger RNA of Cimex lectularius (bed bug), 2524 nucleotides long. Its product is annotated as glucose dehydrogenase [FAD, quinone]. NCBI's taxonomy places the organism in Eukaryota, Metazoa, Arthropoda, Insecta, Hemiptera, Cimicidae. Bases 335 to 2200 code for a protein of 621 amino acids. The transcript is spliced from 10 exons. The record is from RefSeq and is a predicted model, not a curated record. Gene Ontology annotation, molecular function: flavin adenine dinucleotide binding; oxidoreductase activity, acting on CH-OH group of donors.
UUGACGCAAUCUUCUCUUCCUGAGUCCACCCUCCCUUACUUUCAUACCAAACAGUUCCGACGAAAGAGAGAGUAGCCAGUAACCAGUGAGUCCGGCCGAACAGUUUCAGCGCACCAGUUGAAAGAUUCCAACCGUACGUCACAUGGAUGGGAUUCCAGUAAACACCGAAAAACAAUCCUUCGAAUCAUCGAACAGCAUACGUCCAGCGGAACACUGUGAUCUAUUAUUCGCAUCAAAUUAAAUUAAAAAAUACAAUAAAGAAAAGAGAAGAGCACAGUCAGUAUGAAGCAAGAUAUAUGACAAGGGAAAUCACGAAGAAUCAAUAUGAUCAAGAAUGAUAUUUACACUUUUAGCAGUAACAACAGCAAUCAAGACAAGUUUAGCCAUAAUCGGAACAGGGAUAUGGCUUAUACCGAUGUUGAUUGCUGGUUUGGCUUACUAUCGCUAUGACAGCGUAGAUCCGGAAUCGCGUUUGAUGAACACGCGCCAAUUAUUACCGGAAUAUGAUUUCGUAAUAAUUGGAGGUGGAACGGCAGGAGCAGUGGUAGCGAGCCGCCUCUCAGAAGUGCCACAUUGGAAAAUUCUAUUGCUCGAAGCAGGUCCCCAAGAAAAUGAAAUAUCUGAUGUACCCUCUUUGGCUGCCUACCUUCAACUCUCCAACAUCGACUGGCAAUACAAAACUGAACGAACAGGGAGAUCAUGUCUGGCUAUGAAAAAUGGAAGAUGCAACUGGCCAAGAGGAAAAGUUCUCGGAGGGUCCAGCGUCCUGAAUUAUAUGCUUUAUGUAAGAGGAAACAAGCAUGACUACAAUAAUUGGGAAGCUGCAGGGAACACUGGCUGGGGCUACAAAAAUGUAUUACAUUACUUCAAAAAAUCUGAAGAUAACCGCAAUAAUUACUUAAUAGGUCCGUAUCAUUCGAGGGGCGGUUUCCUCACUGUGCAAGAAGCGCCAUGGAGAACUCCUUUGGUUCUUGCCUUCCUUCAGGCCGGCGAAGAACUGGGCUAUCCAAAUCGGGAUAUUAAUGGAGCACAGCAAACUGGUUUUAUGAUAGCUCAGGGGACUAUUAGAAGAGGUAGUAGAUGCAGUACGACAAAAGCGUUUCUAAGGCCUGUUCGUCAGAGGCGAAAUUUGCAUAUAGCUAUGAAUGCCCACGUAACAAAAAUACUCAUAAAUGGAAAAAAGCGUGCAUACGGAGUACAAUUUGUAAGAGAUGGAAUAAGACAAGCUGCACUUGUGAGAAAAGAGGUAAUAGUAUCAGCAGGAGCUAUAAAUUCACCACAGAUAUUAAUGCUUUCUGGUGUUGGGCCUGGUCAACAUCUCCACAACUUAGGCAUUCCGGUAAUUAAAGAUCUUCCAGUAGGUGAAAAUUUGCAAGACCAUGUAGGAAUGGCCGGGUUGACAUUUAUCACAGAAAAACCGGUUGCUAUAGUACAAGAUAGACUGAAGGCUGUGCCAGUGACUCUGGAAUAUGUUGUAAGAGAAAAAGGACCGAUGACAACAUUAGGAGGUGUUGAGGGUUUAGGCUUUGUCAAUACAAAAUUUGCCAACCACAGUGAAGAUUAUCCUGAUAUUCAGUUCCAUAUGGCACCUGCUUCGAUUAACUCAGAUUCAGGAGUGAGAGUCCGCAAGAUUCUCGGCUUGACAGAUUAUGUUUACGAUAAGAUGUUUAGGCCAAUAAAUAAUAAAGAUUCUUGGACAAUAAUUCCAUUACUUCUGAGACCGAAAUCAAGAGGUUGGGUAAAACUCAGAUCAAGUAAUCCAUUUCAUUACCCUAUUGUCAACCCAAAUUACUUCCACCAUCCUCAGGACAUUCAGACAUUAACAGAAGGAGUAAAACUUGCAUUACGAGUGGCUAAUGGAAAAGCAUUUAAACAGUUCAGAUCGAGGCUUCAUCGCAUACCAGUUCCAGGAUGUCAGUGGUACCCAUUUGGAUCAGACAAAUAUUGGGAGUGCGCAAUCAGACACUUUACAAUGACAAUUUACCAUCCUGUCGGUACAUGUAAAAUGGGCCCAGCACAUGAUCCUGAAGCAGUGGUUGACCCACGUCUAAGAGUCCAUGGCUUAGGAAAUUUACGAGUUAUAGAUGCUUCUAUAAUGCCAACAAUAGUUAGCGGUAACACGAAUGCACCUACAAUUAUGAUAGGAGAAAAGGGAGCUGACAUGAUCAAACAAGACUGGUUAGAACAUAAAUCGAACUAGCAAAUGAUUAUAUUAACGCAUUUUAAAAUUACAAAAAAAAUAUUGUUUAUUAUGGUUUAUCUAUAAAUUAAGACAUUUGUUGAAGGGACCGUGAACUACAUAUUAAUUGUAAAAUUAACGUCCCUAUGAAUAUUGUGCCAGACUUAAAUUUCUUGGAACUGUAGUUACUAUCUAGUAAGAGUCAUUAAAGCAUAAUUUGCAAACGUGUAGGAAUCAUAUCCUACUAACUAUAUAAGACACUAAACAUAUGUAUAAAAUUAAACCACGAGUGUAUAUGCACAAAAUUGUGAAUAUUGUAAAAUAAAAUUGUACAUUAUAAAUUUA